CGGUGGGGCCGGCCUCACAGUGCGGCCAUGGCUCCCCGGACGAGCACGCAGGUGAUCAACGCGCCGCCCCUGGCGGUCCCGGGCGGCCCGGGCCACGGCGCCGAGCAGGGCCCCAAGAAGAAGGCCGCCAAGGGCUGGAACCCGACCACCCUGACGUGGUCGGAGAACUACAGCGAGGGCAUGGAGAAGGCCUGGGCACAGGUGCCCGGCACCCUCAAGAAGGUCGUCGUCACCCUGGCCGUCUUCACCAUGGGCCUCGCCAUGAGCGGUGACUGGUUGGUGAUCCUGGUGCACCUGCGGCGGCAGCUCGGCCUGAGCACGGUCCCGGACGAGGGCCUGCCCACCGCGACCACGCUCCGCGUCUUCCUCGAGACGCGCUUCAAGGACUUCGGGAGCUUCUGGAUCUGGUCCACCAUCGUCUCGUACGGACUGUACUUCGGCAUCGGCGGCUUCCUGCAUUGGUACUUCUACGUGCGUCAGCGCGAGAGCGCCAAGGAGUGGAAGUGCCAGCCCAACUCGUGGCUCAGCACCGACCUCGAGCUGCACGAGAUCAAGGUGGGCUCGCUGUCGCUGCUCGUCACUGGGACCUUCUCCUCCAUCCUGGCCUGCUGGAUCGCCAACGGCGGCUGGAGCUCCGUCUACUACGAGUGGGACGCGUACGGUGCGGCCUGGUUCUUCCUCCAGGUCCCCGUCAUCUUCAUCUACCAGGACUACGUGACGUACCUGCUGCACCGCGCCUACCACACGCCCUGGCUGUACAAGCACUUCCACAAGCUGCACCACACGUACAAGCACCCCACCGCCUUCUCCGUCACCGCCAUCCACCCGGUCGAGGUCCUGCACAUCCAGAUGACGCUGUGCUUGCCCUUGUUCGCCUUCCCCGUGCAUUGGGCCCCGUUCUACGCGAUCGUGAUGUACACUUACUACCACGGCAUCAUUGACCACUCGGGCAUCAACUUCAAGGCCCACUGGUGGCAGCCCUGGCAGCCGGACGCCAUCUUCCACGACAACCACCACCAGUACUUCCACGUCAACUUCGGCUUCAACUGCUGGAUGUGGGAUAAGCUGCACGGCACGUACCGGCGCAAGGACCGCGUGUACACCGAGGAGACGUUCUACGGGCGCGGCAAGGCCGUCGCCGAGGCCACCCAGGAGGAGAUCGCCCAGGACAUGAAGGAGAGGACCUCGGAGAACCCCAAGGCGUACCGCAACGAGCACAUGGAGUUCGCCCUCUCCGCGGAGGACGUGAAGAGCAUGAAGCAGAAGAGCAACUGACUUGGCUGCUCGCCACUCGUGCAGUGAUUGUAGACAGUAUGUGACAUCGCCAAAACCAAAUACUUUUAUGUUUCGCACUCGCAUUUGAACAGAAAUAAAAGAGUGUGUUUUUUUUUUU
This is a messenger RNA of Frankliniella occidentalis (western flower thrips), 1393 nucleotides long. RefSeq names its product lathosterol oxidase. The transcript is spliced from 5 exons. Gene Ontology annotation, molecular function: C-4 methylsterol oxidase activity; iron ion binding. NCBI's taxonomy places the organism in Eukaryota, Metazoa, Arthropoda, Insecta, Thysanoptera, Thripidae. Bases 28 to 1275 code for a protein of 415 amino acids. The record is from RefSeq and is a predicted model, not a curated record. Gene Ontology annotation, biological process: sterol biosynthetic process.